Messenger RNA from Clarias gariepinus (North African catfish), 7771 nucleotides. RefSeq names its product CAP-GLY domain containing linker protein 1a (gene clip1a). Gene Ontology annotation, biological process: positive regulation of microtubule polymerization; cytoplasmic microtubule organization. The coding region runs from base 412 to 7224 and encodes 2270 amino acids. The transcript has 28 exons. Gene Ontology annotation, cellular component: cytoplasm; microtubule plus-end; nucleus. Gene Ontology annotation, molecular function: microtubule plus-end binding. The record is from RefSeq and is a predicted model, not a curated record. NCBI's taxonomy places the organism in Eukaryota, Metazoa, Chordata, Actinopteri, Siluriformes, Clariidae.
UCCCGCUCGCGCGCGGAGACCUGCCCGCCUUCCUCGGGAUCCUGACAGCUGGGCAGCUUUAUGCCAGAAACACGUAUGAAACACGUCUUUGUUCUGGUUGUCGGAAGAGUAAGAUAAAAGUUUUUGGAAUUUCAUCAGCGUAUGACUUCUGACCGACUGACGUGUAUGAGGCGCAAUCCUCGUUUAUUUUUGGCAUCUCGUCCUGUGCAGCCAAAGCACACGGGAUCUUCUGUGCUUCAUCACAUAACUGCUCAGGUUACAUCACAAUCACCACUUUUCUUACCCCACUUCCCUUUUUUUUAUUUUUUUUUUAUGGUCCCUGUUGUAAAACCGUCAGUGUGCUGCUGCAAGUUAUUAGACGGAGUCAAUGGUUUGUGACAAGCCAGUUUACGAGGAACAAACGGAGAAAUCAUGAGUACAGCCAAGCCCAGCGGACUCAAAGCCCCCAGCAAGAUCAGCAGACCAGCUGGGACCGGGACCAGCAAGACGUCCCCAACCUCUGCUGCAGCUAAAUCAGUUUCAGGUGACAAAGCUUCGUCUGAAACCCCGGAUGCAGCUGAGGAGUUUAAAGUUGGCGAUCGAGUUUGGGUGAACGGGAACAAGCCGGGCUACGUUCAGUUCCUUGGAGAGACCCAGUUUGCCCCAGGACAAUGGGCCGGCAUCGUGCUGGACGAGCCGAUCGGGAAAAACGACGGCUCGGUGGCAGGAGUGCGCUACUUUCAAUCCGAUCCUUUGAGGGGUAUUUUUACACGGCCCUCCAAGCUUUCCAGAGUGGAGGGUGAAGCUAAUGGGACGACGACGGCGCCCGCUUCUCCGACACCCCCCGCGACAGCGACGACGACGACAGCGCCGCCUGCCACUCCGGCGCCCGCUCCGGCCACCACUCCCGUCACCCCUCCGGCGGCUGCUUCAGAAACCGCCCCAGCUGUCGCUCCGCCGGCUAGCGCAGCAACCAAAAAACCUGCCAAGCCUGCCUCGACCCUGACUCGCUCGGCUUCUGAGUCAGUGUCCAACCUGUCAGAGGCAGGCUCUGUGAAGAAAGGGGAGCGCGAGCUAAAGAUGGGCGACCGUGUCCUGGUUGGUGGGAGCAAAGCCGGUGUAGUACGCUUUUUAGGGGAAACAGAUUUUGCCAAAGGUGAGUGGUGUGGAGUGGAGCUGGACGAGCCUUUAGGGAAGAACGAUGGUGCGGUGGCUGGAACCAGGUACUUCCAGUGUCAGCCCAAGUACGGUCUUUUUGCCCCGGUGCACAAGGUGACGCGCAUCGGCUUCCCCUCCACCACUCCGGCCAAGGCUAAGGCCGCAGCGCGGAAGGUGUCUACGCCGGCAGGUUUGAAACGCAGCCCGAGCUCCUCCUCAAUCAGCUCCAUGAGCUCCGUGGCGUCGUCUGUGAGCGGCAAGCCCAGCCGCACCGGUCUGCUGACGGAAACCUCGUCGAGGUACACGCGGAAGAUCUCAGGCACCACGGCACUCCAGGAGGCUCUGAAGGAGAAGCAGCAGCACAUCGAGCAGCUCCUUGCCGAGCGUGACCUGGAGCGGGCCGAGGUCGCUAAAGCCACUAGCCAAGUAGGAGAAGUGGAGCAGGAGCUCAGCAUCCUCAGAGAAGGUCAAGAACAGUAUGUGGCUGAUAUGGAGGCCAAAAUGGAUGAUCUGCGCAGCCUGGUGGAGGCUGCAGACAGGGAAAAGGUGGAGCUUUUGAAUCAGCUAGAGGAAGAAAGGAGAAAAGUGGAAGACCUCCAGUUUCGUGUGGAAGAAGCGUGUAUUACCAAAGGAGACCUGGAGACGCAGACCAGACGGGAGCAUGCCCUCCUUAAGGAGAUCGAGCAAAGUCUGCUCUUUGAAAAGACCAAAGCUGAGAAACUCCAGAGGGAGUUAGAAGACUCUAGGGUUGCUACGGUCUCUGAGAAGUCUCGCAUCCUCGAACUGGAAAGGGAUCUUACUUUAAGAGACAAAGAAGUGGCCGCCCUUCAGAAACACUUGCAGGCUGGCCCUGGACAAUCAACUGGGGACCCGACAGCACCGGUCCUCCAGGAAGAACUCAGUUUGCUUCGGACCCAGCUCUCCUCUCAAACUGCUAGCAAUGAGAUUGCACUAGCUGCCUUGCGUACAAAGCUGGACGCAGAAACAAAAGCACACAGCGAGGCUUUGUCCCAAAUCCAGGCCUCAUCAGCACUUCUAUCAAAAGACAACGAGCAGCUUCGUGCCCGAUUGGCCGAGGCAGAAAAGGAGAACGCGGAUGUCAUCGAGCUGUGGCGCUCCAAGCUAGCUUCGGCUAUCGCCUCUCAUCAGCAAGCCAUGGAGGAGCUUAGGGCUUCCUCGGGUAAGGGGGCCGAAGCGGACCAGGCCGCCGAGCUCAUGCUGCGAGAAACUUUGGAAAGGCAAAAGUUGGAGCACCAACUCAGGCUAGAGGAAUGUCUAGCUAAGCACAAUACUGAAGCUAAAAGAUGGGCACAAGAUGUCGAAGAGCUGAAGAAACAGCUGCAUGCCGUGACCGAGGAGAAGGAGCGUCUGGUGGAAUCUCUCCGCACUAACCUGGAGAGCGCGGAGGAUCAGCACCUGGUUGAGCUUGAGGAAGCGCUGGGAAAGCUGCACAAUGCUGAGAUUAGGGUGAAGGAGCUAGAAGAGGACAACUCUAAAUUAGGGCACCAGGUGGAGGAGAGGACUCGGGAGGUUCAGGACCAAAAUGCUCUCAUUCAGACGCUUAGCUCUCACCAGAGCCAAGGGGAACAGGACGUCCAAAAUCUGUUGGCUCGAGUCGAGGAAACGGAGGGCAAGGCCCGCGUGCAGGAAGGAAAGGUUACUGAGCUGAACACCAUGCUGGAUAGCAAACAGAAGGAGCUGGAUGGACUGCAGGAAACCCUGGCCUCGGUGCAGCAAAUUAAGAACUCGUUGGAGCAACAACUUUUGGAGUUGAAACAAAAAGUUUCGGAGUCCUUAGAUGAACAGUUGGCGACCACCCAAGCUGUUCAGAAGUUACAGGAGACACUCAGCAAGAAGGAGGAACAAUGCACAUCUCUUUCUAGCGAAUCUGAAAAGCUCAAGAUUCAGCUGUCUGGUUUGGAAGCCAAGUUGAAAUCUAGUGAGGAGAAGCUCGAGCAGCUAACCAAAGAUAAAGCAAAACUUGAGGACAACAUCAGCGAGCUGAUAAAGUCAUCUGGAGACAGCUCAAGUCAGCUGACCAAGAUGAACGAAGAUCUGACACAGAAAGAAAGGAGACUCGAGGAUCUUCAGAAUCAGCUUUCGGAGCAGAAGCAGUUGGUUGCUCAGUCUGAGGAGAGCAGGAGUCAGGAGCAGACUCGAGCCAAGCAGGAGAUGAAGGACAGCAGCGAGAAACACCAGGAGGAGGUUUCCAAACUACAGGAAAAGAUCAAACAGCUGGGAAAGAACCUUGAGGAGAUCCAGGCUAAGCUCCAGGAAGCCCAGGCCUCUGGAGAGAAAGCACUUGCCAGUGCCUUAGAGAAGCACGCGAAGGAGCUACAGGAGCUACAGGGUCAGGUUGAAACGGCACAACAGCAGCGUUGCAUCGUUGAAGAGAAGUGCCAGAAACUUAAAGAAGAGGUGGAGGAGUUAGUGCCCUUUAAAGAAAAGGCUCAGUCUCUUACUACUGAGUUGACUUGUUCCAUGCAAGGGGCUGAGAAGCUUGCUUCUGAGGUUGGCGAGUUAAGGUUGUUGUCUGAGCGUCUAUAUAAGGAAAGGGAUGAUGUUCGGGCUCAGAUGGAAAAUGCAGAAAAACAAAUUUUAGAAUAUUGUACGAAGAUCUCUAGCCUGGAGGAAGUUCAGAAGGAUCUAUCAUCAGAGAACGAUGAGCUGAAAGCAGCUAAUGAACAAGUAAAACACGAAAUUAAGGAGGCGCGUUCAACCAUUCAGCAGCUGCAUGAAGAAAAGUCCUCUCUCAGCAAUGAGAAAGAAGAGCUUUCCAAAGAUCUACAGCAUUUAAAACAGAUCCAGGAAGAGAUGAAGGCGGAGAACGCAAGCCUGAAAGAGACUCAAGCACAGCAUGUUAUUCAAAUAGGAGAUCUAGAAAAGCACAAAGCAGAGCAAUUAGAAGUCGUACUGAAAUAUCAGCAGGAGAUUCAGCAUCAUGAGGAAAAUAGUGCAGAUCUGGCCCAAAAGCACACCAAGGCCUGUGAGGAGAGGGAUAAGUUUCAGGAGGAGCUUAGAUCCUACCAGGAGGAACUGCAGGCAUCUAAAUUGCUGUUUGCAAAAAAUGCUGAGCUUCAGUCAAAGCUGCAGACUGAGAAAGAGGAGCUGUCUUUUAGAAUGGCUCAGUUGCAAACAGAACGUGAACUUCUCCGUAAUGAAAACGAAAAGAUGGCUUCAGAUCUCAAAACUGCCACUUUAGAUAAAGUGGGUCUUGUGGCUGAAAAGUCAGAACUUCAAGACCAACUCGAUGCCACAAAGACCACCCUGGAGCAGUUUAAGAGGAACAAUGAUGAGCUUCAGGCUUCCAAGGACAGUUUUGCCAGAAUGCUCGAGGAAAUUAAAACCUCUAGUGAAGUCACAGAUUCUGAGAGGCUUUUACUCCUUGAAGAGAAGGAAAACCUCAUUGAAGCCCAGAGGAAACUGUCCUGUGAAAAGCAGGACCUCAAUAAACAAAUAGAAGUUCUGGUUGAAAAGUUGCGUCUCAGUACGGAAGAAGUGAAGGCCGCCAAUGAGAAGAUCCAGCUCGACACAGCAUCUUUUGCUCAGGAGAAGCAAACGAUUUAUGAGAAACUCUCAGAGGCUGAAAAGACUAUUCAAGCCCUUGAAAAGGAAAAAAUCAACAUAACAUCUGCCUUUGAAAAGCAAAAUGAUAAACAGCAGCAUUUGGAAGAAGAAAUGAGCAGCUUGAAGGAGAAGUAUGAGAAGGAAAUUUUGGAAACUGCUUCUGUCUUAGCGGAGAAAAAACAAUCGGAGGCUGAUUUAUCGUGUGAGAUAAACAGCCUAAAAUUAGAGCUGGAGAAAACGAGGCGUAUAAAUGAGCAGAUCGAUUUAGAUCGGGCAAAACUUAGGAAAGAAAACGAUGACUUACAAACUGUUGUGCAGAAAAAGAGCUCUGAUGUAGAAUUGCUAGAGAAGUCCAGUGCCAGCUUAAGUGACCAAAACCAGAAAUUGCAGCUCAACUUGGACCACAUGAAGGAAGAGUAUAGACAAAAUGCUGAUAACUUUGAGAAGGAGAAGAUUUCCCUGAACUGUGAGGUAAAGGAGCUUCAGAAGACAAACAGUGAUCUCUCCGAUCAGAACAGAUCACUCUCUGAGGCCAAGAGCAUCCUGGAAGCUCGGCACCGAGCGCUAGAAAUGGAGAAGAAUGAAUUAUCUGUCAUUAAGGAGAACCUUUCUAAACAAGUUGAGGAACUAACUAAGGAAAUGACCAAUUCUGAAAAAGGGAAAGCCGGGCUUUUGGAUGUCAAGGCCAAGCUUGAUGAUGAACUUGUGUCGAUUAGGACUGAGAAACAAAAGGCGGAAAUGGAACAACAAUUGCUUUGCGAGAAAGUCGAGCAGUUAUGGAACUCUUUAAAUAAAAUGUGUUUGGAGGGAAAAACAGAUUUGCAAAAACUUAACCAGACUGCCAUCUCCAGUUGUCAAAAAGUUGAAGAGAUAUGUCAUGUACUUCAGAAAGUCAGUGAAGAGAGAACUUCUCUUGCCAAAGAAAUCGAGAAUUUAAAAUCCCAGCAAAAGAGGGGUGAUGAAGAAAGAUCAGAUAUGUCUUUAGCCAAAGAGGCUCUUGCUUCCAAAAUCGUAGAACUGGAGAACACCACCUCGUGCCUUGUUAAGGAGAAGACUGACCUCCUGGAAUCUUGUGCGUCUCUAGAACAGGAAGUGGCAUCCCUUCGUCAUAAUGUGGAAACCGGUGACAAGAAGUGCUCCGAUUACCUGAUUAAAAUCGAACAAUUGGAGAAAUCGCAGCUCGAGUUGGGAGCGAAGAUAGAAAACCUAGAGAUUGAAAACGUUAAGCUGAAGGAGCAACAGCGUGCUGCGGAAAAGCAGGCUACUCUCCUAUCCGAAGCCAAAGACAAGAUAGUCUCCAGGUUGGCCGCGGCGCAAGCCGAGAGGGAUGCUUUGCAUGUGGAAAAGGAUGAUGCCAACGCCAUGGUGACUCAACUUGAAGCUCAAAACAAAAGUGCUCUAGCAAAGCAGCUUGAGGCUGCAGAGAGUGCUGGACAGACAGCACAGGCCCUGGACAAACUGACCCAGGAAAAGCUCGCUCUGCAAAAAGAGAAAGCUGCAGCAGAGGCUCUCAUCCAGGAGUUUAAAAAUGCCAAAGAAGACAUGCAGAGCCAGUUGGAUAGUUUGUCGAAACAGAACUCGGAGUACCAACAGGAGCUGAGCAAAUCCAAACAAGAGCAGAGCUCAGAGAAGGAGAGGAUCAGCAGUCUUUGUAAAGAAAUUGAGGAGCUGAAAAAAGCAGCAUCUGAACACACACUGGCUGUGGAAUCUGUGCAGCAGGAAAAGGCUAAGCUGGCUGAAGAGCUGUCCAGCAGCAAGAGGGACAACGACAGCCAGGAAAAACUUAAGGAGCAGCUGGAGCGUCUCAGGAGUCAGAUAAAGGACAUGGAAAAGAGGGAGCUCGCCUUGAAGACCGAGUCAGAGACGGAGAAAUCCACUUUACAGCAAUCGGUCCAGAAAAACAGUGCCUUGAUCUUAGAAAAAAACAAAGAACUUGAAACACUAAAGAGCGAGGUCUCUGUGCUGCGUAGCGAGCGAGCGGCUGCAGACAAUCUCCAAAGCACUGUGAAGUCUCUUGAAAAAGAAAAAGCUCAGAUGCAGGAGCGGGUGCGCGCGCUGGAGAAGGGCUUAACAGCAGCUAAGACAGCCGGUCCUGCAGAAAUCUCCACAGGGUCUUCAGCUCUGGACGAGAUGAGAGAGGCGAAGGUAACAGCUGAGUGUCAGGUUGAAUUCCUGAACUCGGUCAUCGUGGACCUGCAGCGCAAGAACGAGGAACUGAAAUCCAAUCUGGAGAAGAUGGCCGAGGCGGCGCUCAACGGAAACACCGCCAGUGAGAUGGACAACCAUGAAAGCUUAUCCGAGUCUAAAGCCAAAAAGAAACCGCCGCCGCGCCUCUUCUGCGACAUCUGCGACUGUUUCGACCUCCACGACACAGAGGACUGUCCCACGCAGACGCAACUUCCCGAUUCUCCUCCUCACACCACCUACCACGGCAGCGCCAGCGACGAGAGGCCUUACUGCGACAUCUGUGAGGUGUUUGGCCACUGGACUGAUUCGUGUAACGACGACCAGACCUUCUAAGCUGACGAUAUAUAAUAAUAUACCCUCUGCAAUGCCGCAGACGCCUUCAACGACAUGUUGCACAAGUGUGGAAAGAUCCAUCUGUUGUGUGUGUGCAUUCACUCAUUCGCUACACCUCUCUACACAGUGCUCAGAUGUUUUUUUUUUUUUUUUUGCGUGUCUGGGGUUUAACUGCUUUAAGCUGUAUUCAUAAAUUAAAUAAUGAAUUCUUUAAGAGACUGUUAAAGCAAAGAUUGUUUGUUUUUUAAUUAUUUUUCACGUUGUUGAAUUUAUAAUGUAGCUGAUGGAGAUCUUCCAUACAGUCACCUUUAAUUUUUUUUUUCCGGACCUGUUUGAAUCAUUGCAGCAGGCAUAUCAUUGUCCUGAGUGUUUUAAAGGAAAGGGCGCUAAUGCACUUUACUCCAACAUCCUCUUCCUCGAUUUUCAGCUCGACGGAGAGCAAGACGGUUUCGUAAAACAGAAUGUAAUUCAAGGUUAUAUUGAUACUGUUACUUUUUAGGGGAAUAUUAUACAUCUGUACAAAAAUAAAUAAAUAUUGUUUAAAUCA